Messenger RNA from Dibothriocephalus latus, 300 nucleotides. NCBI's taxonomy places the organism in Eukaryota, Metazoa, Platyhelminthes, Cestoda, Diphyllobothriidea, Diphyllobothriidae. The record is from the annotation of a GenBank genome assembly.
AUGGUUGAUUUUGUGUGGAACAGCAUUCGUUUGCUGCCGAUGGGUCCAGUCCGUUUGGAAGCCCGCGACUUCCUGGGUCCGAUUCCAUCCGAUCUACACUCCCGCAGUGACCCACGUCUGCCGCUGGCUUGGCUGGUCUUCUUAGCCUGCGUCAUCUACCUUGUGGGCUGUUACAUUGAUUAUCGUCGUCUCGGUGUCAAUCUAAUUGCACUAAUCAUGCGUCAGAGCGAUCACAUAUAUGAAUUAUACAUAGUUCGCCGUCGACCAAGUAGCGUAACUACACCCUCAGCCAGCCAGUGA